Messenger RNA from Panicum hallii, 868 nucleotides. RefSeq names its product PHD finger-like domain-containing protein 5B. The transcript is spliced from 3 exons. Gene Ontology annotation, biological process: mRNA splicing, via spliceosome. Bases 279 to 611 code for a protein of 110 amino acids. The record is from RefSeq and is a predicted model, not a curated record. NCBI's taxonomy places the organism in Eukaryota, Viridiplantae, Streptophyta, Magnoliopsida, Poales, Poaceae. Gene Ontology annotation, cellular component: U2 snRNP; catalytic step 2 spliceosome; U12-type spliceosomal complex.
AAAUAUAUCUCGCCGCGGCCCAAAGCCCUAGCCGCCGUCCGCCGCCUUCGUCGUCGGCGCGUCUUCUCGAGCCCUCGGCGCGCUGCCUUCGAGGAACGAGGAGCGCCACAGCACAGGGCACAUCCGCUACCCCUAGGAGUUGGCUCCAACUUGGUGGCGUGGACUCUGGCCGGUGAGCCUUGGCAGAUGGAGAACGAUGGGGAUGGGGGAAAACGUGACAUGUGGGGUUCCUUUAUCUGCUGAUUGUGAUGCUUGACGAUGGUUAGCAUCCGACAGCAAUGGCAAAGCAUCAUCCUGAUCUCAUCAUGUGCCGGAAGCAGCCCGGCAUUGCGAUCGGUCGCCUGUGUGAGAAAUGCGAUGGCAAGUGCGUCAUCUGCGACUCAUACGUGCGCCCAUGCACGCUUGUUCGGGUCUGCGACGAGUGCAACUACGGCUCAUUCCAGGGAAGGUGUGUGAUCUGCGGAGGAGUCGGCAUCUCAGACGCCUACUACUGCAAGGAGUGUACCCAGCAGGAGAAGGACCGGGAUGGUUGUCCCAAGAUUGUCAAUCUUGGAAGCGCCAAGACUGAUCUCUUCUACGAGCGGAAGAAGUAUGGUUUUAAGAAGAGAUGAUCGAGAAGAGGGAGUUGCUGGGUUCUAUUGGCUGCUUGUUGUGUUCUGUCGCACUGAUACUGAGAGUAGGCUGCUGCCAGGCUGCUGAGGCAGCAGCGUUGUAUUCAUGUUAUGAUUUGAUAUUGGUGUGAGAAUACACCCCUGAUGUGCCUUGUAAUAACUAGUUCAACUGUAUGAUCUAAGACUCUAAAGACUGCUUAAUGCAUAUGCAACAUGCGGUUCAUGGUUACAUCCAUGGAUAAACUUGAAAAUUGAAA